AUGUCAUCUCCUUUCCCAAAUGAUACACCAAGCAGUGUUCGACCAUCAAACUCAUCUCCACCACCUUCAUCCAUAGGUGGAGGUUUUGGUAGUAGUACUGCUGGAUUUGAUCAUGAUUCACAAGUAGAUAUGUCAAGGUUACAAUUUCCAAGUUCCUCUCAGUCACAGUCUCACUUACAACAAAAUAAUCAUCUCGGGAAUCCGUCAUCUUCGCAAUUCAGUACGCAAAAUCAAUUCCAUACUGAACUUGCAGCAGCAACCUCAGGAGAAGGUGAUGAAGAUGUACCUGUCUCAGGGUUAAGAGGUAGAUCAUUGAACCAUGUUAAGAAAGUAGAUGAUGUUACGGGUGAAAAAGUUCGUGAAGCUUUUGAACAAUUUUUAGAAGACUUUUCCAUUAAGAAUGAUGAAACAGGUGAGACUGAUAAAAUUUAUCGUGCUCAAAUUGAGUUUAUGAAAGUUUACGAUUUGAAUACUAUUUAUAUUGAUUACCAACAUUUAGCAAUGAGAGAAAAUGGAGCCCUAGCUAUGGCUGUUUCUGAACAAUAUUAUAGAUUUUUACCAUUUUUACAAAAGGGUUUGAAAAGAAUUGUGAGGAAAUAUGCUCCUGAUUUAUUAUUGACUACUGAUACAUUAAAUAAGAAAAGUUCACUUGACGACGAGGAAGAUGAAGAUGCUGGAGUACCUUCUUCAUUACCUACUGGGAGUAAUGCAUCUGGGUUAGCAACAAAAUCAACCACAACUAAUUCGCCAGAACAAACUGAAAGAGUAUUCCAAAUUAGUUUUUUCAAUUUACCAGUGGUAUUUAGGAUCCGUGAUAUUAGAUCUGAAAAGAUUGGGUCCUUAUUAAGUAUAUCAGGUACAGUAACUAGAACGUCGGAGGUACGCCCGGAGUUAUAUAAGGCAAGUUUUACAUGUGAUAUGUGUCGUGCUAUGGUUGAUAAUGUGGAACAAUCAUUUAAAUAUACAGAACCAACAUUUUGUCCCAAUCCAUCUUGUGAAAAUAGAGCAUUUUGGACAUUGAAUGUUUCUAGAUCGAAAUUUUUAGAUUGGCAAAAAGUUAGGAUUCAAGAAAAUGCUAAUGAAAUUCCAAGUGGGUCCAUGCCACGUACUUUAGAGGUUGUACUUAGAGGUGAUUGUGUGGAGAGAGCUAAACCAGGUGAUAGAUGUAGAUUUACCGGUGCUGAGAUUGUUGUUCCUGAUGUUACUCAAUUAGGUUUACCAGGUGUUAAACCAACAAGUUCCAUGGAUACCAGAGGUAUUUCGAGAAGUACAGAGGGACUAAAUAGUGGAGUUACAGGUUUACGUUCACUUGGUGUUCGUGAUUUAACUUAUAAGAUUAGUUUCUUAGCUUGUCAUGUUAUUAGUAUUGGAUCUAAUACAGAUGCUACUAAUAAUUUGGGGACAACUGAUAAUGAAUUACAAUUGGCUGCCACCUUACAAGGUUCUAAUGUGUAUCAAGAUUAUGAAAAGGAUCAAGAAAUUUUUUUGAAUAGUUUGAAUGCAGAAGAAAUUAAUGAAUUGAAAGAAAUGGUUAAAGAUGAACAUAUCUAUGAUAAAUUAGUAAGAUCCAUUGCUCCUGCAGUGUUUGGACAUGAAGCAGUUAAGAAAGGUAUCUUAUUACAAAUGCUUGGUGGUGUUCAUAAGAGUACAGUCGAAGGAAUUAAAUUAAGGGGUGAUAUUAAUAUUUGUAUUGUUGGUGAUCCCUCUACAUCCAAAUCGCAAUUUUUAAAAUAUGUUUGUGGAUUUGUUCCCAGAUCUGUUUAUACAUCUGGUAAGGCAUCAUCUGCAGCCGGGUUAACCGCUGCAGUAGUUAGAGAUGAAGAAGGUGGUGACUAUACUAUUGAAGCUGGUGCAUUAAUGUUAGCUGAUAAUGGUAUUUGUUGUAUUGAUGAGUUUGAUAAGAUGGAUAUUUCAGAUCAAGUUGCCAUUCACGAAGCUAUGGAACAACAAACGAUAUCUAUUGCAAAGGCAGGUAUUCAUGCUACUUUGAAUGCAAGAACAUCAAUUCUUGCUGCUGCAAAUCCAAUUGCCGGUAGAUAUAAUAGGAAAUUAUCAUUACGUGGGAAUUUAAAUAUGACUGCUCCAAUUAUGUCUCGUUUUGAUUUAUUUUUUGUGAUUUUAGAUGAUUGUAAUGAGAAGAUUGAUACUGAGUUAGCGUCUCAUAUUGUUGAUUUACAUAUGAAAAGAGAUGCAGCUAUUAAUUCACCAUUUACUACUGCUCAAUUACGUCGUUAUAUUAGAUAUGCUCGUACUUUCAAACCUAUCUUAACGAAGGAAGCUCGUGAAUAUCUUGUUGAGAAAUAUAAAGAUUUGAGGAAAGAUGAUGCACAGGGGUUCAGUAAAUCAAGUUAUAGAAUUACCGUCAGACAAUUAGAAAGUAUGAUUAGAUUAUCUGAAGCUAUUGCUAGAGCUAAUUGUGUUGAUGAAAUUACACCAGGUUUCAUUGCUGAAGCUUAUGAUUUGUUAAGACAAAGUAUUAUUCGUGUUGAUGUUGAUGAUAUUGAAAUUGAUGAAGAUGCGGAAGAAGAGAACGAGGAACAAGACCAUACAGAUAAUGGUUCUCAUCCAGACAAUCAUGAUACAGGGAAUACCAGUUCUAAUGAUGAUGAUGGUAAUGAUGAUGAUGGUUCUAAUGGGCCUGCUAUGAUUAUAAAGGACGAAUCUUCUCAUUCAAAGAAAAAGAACAAGACGACUAUUACAUAUGACAAAUAUGUUUCUAUAAUGAAUGUUGUUGUACAUAAGAUUGCUCAAGUGGAAAGGGAAGAAAGUAAAGAAUUAACGGCGGUAGAUAUUGUUGAUUGGUAUUUAUUGCAAAAGGAGGAUGAUUUAAACUCUGAAGAUGAAUAUUGGCAUGAGAGGAAACUUGCAUUUAAAGUUUUGAAACGUUUAGUUAAAGAUAGGAUACUGAUGGAAAUUCGUGGUACUAGAAAUGAAUUAAGUGAACAAGAUAUGAAUGAAGAAGAUCAUCAUAAUGAUAAUGAUUCUGAUAAAGUUGUUUAUGUUAUUCAUCCGAAUUGUGAACUAUUAGAUAUCUUGGAACCAGAGCAACUACCUUCUUCUAAUGGUGGGUCUCCUUGA
This is a messenger RNA of Naumovozyma dairenensis CBS 421, 3078 nucleotides long. RefSeq names its product MCM DNA helicase complex subunit MCM6 (gene MCM6). Gene Ontology annotation, cellular component: MCM complex; nucleus. The transcript has a single exon. The record is from RefSeq and is a predicted model, not a curated record. Gene Ontology annotation, molecular function: single-stranded DNA binding; single-stranded 3'-5' DNA helicase activity; ATP binding. Lineage: Eukaryota; Fungi; Ascomycota; Saccharomycetes; Saccharomycetales; Saccharomycetaceae. The coding region runs from base 1 to 3078 and encodes 1025 amino acids. Gene Ontology annotation, biological process: mitotic DNA replication; double-strand break repair via break-induced replication; DNA replication initiation.